UGCUAGUCACGAAUUAAAACAAGGAAACAGAAGAAGCAUUCAGUACCUUUGAAUGUUGGAUGCCGGGGUGUGUUAUCGUUAUGACUGUCUGGUCCAGGCGCCUUCAAACAGUGCAGUCUACAAUCAACAGCGUCACAAUGGACACCGGCCCGGUAUCACCAGCCGCACUAUAGCGCAGUGAUUUCACCUGAUGACAUCUAAAUUAAAGCCCCAGCUGGCUCCACUGCCACGGACAGAGAUCUUUGCAUACUGGGUGCUGUCCUUUGGCUCUCACCUGUACUCUUUCUACCACCUGCACAGGUUCUCCAAAGAGCAUGAAGCAGGAUUACAGAGAGAAUUCCAGCUGGAAAAAGGCCUUAUUAAAGGUUAUAAAAGAGACCCAUCAGACUUCGAGUGGAGUUUCUGGACCGAAUGGGCAAAGAAGUCUUUGCUGUGGACUCUGAUUGGUCAUGGCGUAAUAUCAAGACUGACCCGCACCUUUUACCCCGAGCUCAGAGUGCCAGCACUCACAAUAUAUGGCCUCUUAGCAGCCAGCAGUGUGCUGGGGAUUAAAGGUGUGGGUGUGCUGCUGGUACAGCUGGGCCUUUCGUUUGCAGCAGCACAGCUGCGAAAGCCCGCUCUGUCAUGGGCCUGCAACCUGCUGCUGCUCUCCACACUUUACAUUCAACCACUUCAAGAGAUCCAGAGAGGCUGGUAUAAGACCGAGGAGGAGUACUAUCUGCUGCUCUUCAGCGUUGCUGUCUGUGGUCUACGCUUCAUCAGCUUCAGCCUGGAGCACUGCUGGUGCCCUGCAGACCGUGGUGGAGUUGUGCAGCUCUGCUGGUUGUUUUCAUACACUUUCUAUCACCCUUUUUUCUACAAUGGACCCAUUAUCACAUACAAAGACUACGUUGAGCAGAUGCGGAGGCCUGCUGAGGAAGGUGACAGGGACGAAUCUGCAUUUAGCUACUUGGUGCUCAGAUCAGGACGGAUCAUACUAUGGUGGUGCAUUGCCGAAUACAUGAUCCAUGUAAUGUACAUGCACUCCAUCCAGUCUAAUGAGACCUACUUAGAGAUCCUCCCUCCCUGGGCCUUGGGCGGUCUGGCCCUGGCCCUCGUCCAGUUCUUCUAUGUGAAGUAUCUGGUGCUGUUUGGACUUCCAUCCAUGCUGGCUACUUUGGAUAAACUAGUUCCCCCAAAGCUUCCUCAUUGUGUCAGCAUCAUGUACAGUUUCACAGGGAUGUGGAGGCACUUUGACGAGGGCCUGUAUCGAUGGCUCAUCAGAUACAUCUACGUGCCGUUGGGAGGUUCGCGGCAUGGCCUUCUUUACAAAAUGUUAUCCACUGGCCUUGCGUUCGGAUUCGUCUGCCUCUGGCAUGGUGGCCAUGACUACUUACAGUACUGGGCUCUGAUGAAUUGGGCUGGAGUUCUGGUGGAAAAUGGACUGAAGUCUCUCUUCGCCUUGUCCUUUAUUCGCUCCAUUGUUGAGCAGAAUUUCUCCCCGGCGAUGGAGAGGCGUUGCGUUGCCCUUCUCUCUGCCUUCUCCACUGCUAUGCUCAUCCUCUCUAAUCUGGUGUUCCUUGGGGGGAUACAUGUUGGCAGAAUCUUCUGGAAGCGUGUCUUCAUUCAAGGCUGGUCCACCUUGUUCCCGCCUAUGCUGGCUUUCCUCUACUGCUUUGCUCAGAUUGGGCUUGAGUGGACUUCUCACCCACCAUGAGUCACCUUGACAUUUUAUCGGAGCGAGAAUCAAGCCACGAGACAUCCCAAACAACCUGCUGAGUCCAGUGCCUUCUCCUCACCAGUCUCUGUGGCGAACCUGGCUCUCGGCCACAGAACCUGUCCAAACCUGGCCAAAGUGCAGCUGAGCAGCCACUUUUCACAAUCUGCAACACAAGGCAAAAUCUGCCUGUAAACUGAGACUUAAAGGAUUCACUCCAGGAGAGAGUCUCCUACUUUGUGGAAAAUGUUAAGUGCACACAAACUGUAAUAAAAUGAGUGAAAUGCUGUAAAUCAGCGCGGUCUGAAGGGAGCCUUUGGCAGUGCCAAUAAGAUAUUCUGACUCACUGUUAUUCUAAGAAACUGUAAAAGAAAUAUGGACCCUGAAUCUGUCUCGGUUAUAUGACUCUGAUAAGGUAUUGCUCGCUGGUGUGGAGAGCCGUAGAAUGCUAAUUUCAUAUUUACCAUCCUUUAGCUCGCCACAGAAUCAUUUGUGUAUACAGAGGCAGACAAAAGGCACAGGAGACUGAAUAGAGCAGCAGGAACCCAAUCAAUGUCAUUAUUCCCUCAACAGAUGCAAUUUGGGUGAAGGAGAAUGACACUAAUAUUAGUAGAUGUAUUAUUAAAAGGCUUCAGACGGACUACACGUUAACUAAUUCAACACAGUAACAGUGAUAGAUGACAUUUAUCCACUGGAACGCAAAGGAAAGCUUUUUUUUUUUCUUUAAGCAAGGAUGUUAAAAAAACACAAGCUGCUCGUUUUUUGCUAAUGUUUUGUUACAUAAUGCCUCGAGUUGCCUCCAAAAUGUCAACUGUACAAUACCUUAGUCUGCAUUUGGAUUAAAAACUUAAAAACCAUGUUGUAAUGGAUAGCCGUGCUGCAACUGAUGUAAUGAGUCAUUCACUAUUUUACUGUUCCAGCGGUGUGUAUGAGUCAGGAGUAUUUCGGGUAUGAGGUUAAAUCAACUUGAAAACUCUUCCAGAACUUGUUGUCAGCUUUUCAGGAAGUAUAAAAACAUUUGAAAUAUAUAGAAAUGUUAUUAUUUUAAUUGUGACAAAGCUUUAUACAGAGUUCUGACAGGCUUUAAUAAGUAUUUUAACCAGUAUGAGUCUAUAUUUUUCUACAAAUCCAGUCAAAAGACCAAAUUAAAACCAUUAACCUGUCUGUGGCCUUCAGCCUCAAGUUCACUCAUUCCUGUUCAUUCUAAGACUUAAAUCUUUAAAAAUGGAUGAAUACAACAUUGCGUUUAUAUUUUAUAAAGGCUAAGUAAUUCCUUAAAAUAUCUGAGCACUUUUGUUCUUAGCAAAUGUUACUCUAACAGGAGUACAUAGUGUUUUUGUUGGGACUAUUUCCAGCUGCAGAUUAAUACACAUUCAGGACACCACAGCUGAUUCCACACUACUGAAGCUGCUCCUCUUUUUGGAACCACUGUGGGGUCAGUAAUAAUUUCACUUUCAGCCAUGUUUGUUGUUGCCGUGAGUAACAGUAUGACGUCAACAUGUCAACAAGUUGAAAUAUCGCAAGUAUCACGAUAUGAAUUUUUCAUAUUAAAAAUUACACAUAUUAUGUAAAAAU
Epinephelus fuscoguttatus (brown-marbled grouper) is the source of this 3271-nucleotide messenger RNA. It is a transcript of the gene hhat, whose product is annotated as hedgehog acyltransferase. Gene Ontology annotation, molecular function: palmitoyltransferase activity. The record is from RefSeq and is a predicted model, not a curated record. The transcript is spliced from 12 exons. Gene Ontology annotation, cellular component: endoplasmic reticulum. NCBI's taxonomy places the organism in Eukaryota, Metazoa, Chordata, Actinopteri, Perciformes, Serranidae. Bases 191 to 1696 code for a protein of 501 amino acids. Gene Ontology annotation, biological process: protein palmitoylation.